This is a messenger RNA of Oldenlandia corymbosa var. corymbosa, 474 nucleotides long. The record is from the annotation of a GenBank genome assembly. NCBI's taxonomy places the organism in Eukaryota, Viridiplantae, Streptophyta, Magnoliopsida, Gentianales, Rubiaceae.
AUGGCCAUAGUUAUGUAUAUGCUCCUCCUCUUUGGAGGAAUCCUCCUAUCCCCUCCUCCGGCUGCUCACGCACUAACGCUGCAACUGCAAACCACAUUUGGUUGCCAAAGCUGUCUGCAACAAAACGUGAUUGUUAACGCUUUCAGAUCCAGUUCUCAAAGGGUCACCGAAUACGUACCCGACGAAGAAACCCGAUGGCAGAUCGGCCUUUUCACCAACAAGUUGGCCCAAAACUCUGCCAACUAUGCCCUCCGCGAAAGCUACAAAUUGGUCCCAGGAGGAAAAGCAGUUGCUGAGAUUGUUGAUCAAACCAUGCGGGAUGUCAAAUCGGAGAACCGAAGCAAAAACGCGAUGCCGAAGGGCGGUGGUGAUGGUGGGAAGAUUACAACUAGUUGCGGAGAUUUUGUGGCCGGCGGUGCGGCGGAAUUGGGACGCCACAAGGCGAUUCAAUCGCCAGACAGGGCGCACCGUUAG